AUACAGUGUGAUCUCUGGGAAACGUUUUCAUAUGCUUGUCGUUGGUUGCAACAUUCAACAUAAGCGAUGUUAAUAUGAACCUGGAUAGUAUAUAAUUAAGACAUAAUUUUUGGGGGGUUCUUUUAUUGGAAACUUUUGACAUGGUGAAAGAAAAACCAAAUUCGAUAAGAACUUAUGACAAGGAUGGAUUCAGACGACGAGCAGCAUGCUUGUGCUUCAAAGAUCAUAAAGAGGAGGAGCUUCUUCUUGUGACAAGUAGCAAAGACAGGGAAAAAUGGGUAGUGCCAGGUGGUGGAAUGGAGCCCACCGAAGAGUCGCACACCACCGCUGAAAGAGAGGCCCUAGAGGAAGCGGGGGUCAGGGGGACAUUAGGGAGAUACCUGGGCAUGUUUGAG
Molecule: messenger RNA, 395 nt
Organism: Saccostrea cuccullata (small rock oyster)
Lineage: Eukaryota; Metazoa; Mollusca; Bivalvia; Ostreida; Ostreidae
Product: diphosphoinositol polyphosphate phosphohydrolase 1-like
Exons: 2
Biological process (GO): adenosine 5'-(hexahydrogen pentaphosphate) catabolic process; diadenosine hexaphosphate catabolic process; diphosphoinositol polyphosphate metabolic process
Cellular component (GO): cytoplasm; nucleus
Molecular function (GO): bis(5'-adenosyl)-pentaphosphatase activity; endopolyphosphatase activity; bis(5'-adenosyl)-hexaphosphatase activity
Source: RefSeq, a predicted model, not a curated record